UUUAAGAGAGAGAGGGGAGAACAACAAAACCAUGCUAAUCUAUCACUGACUGUUAUUUUAUUUUUGCUUAGUUCAGGCUGUGUGUUUAGUAAAAGCUCUUUGCAGCUUCUCCAACACUCGUAAACCAGCUUAAUUGUAAGGCGCAAAGCAAGGACAUACACACAUACACAUACACAUACACACACACACAUGCACACACAACCGCACACACUCAUUCUCCCUGAGUUGCACACACGCACACACACAUCGCCUCACACGCGUACGGCACUGCCCGCGAGAACCAGCUGGAGAAAGCCCAUCUCACAUGCUAAGAGAGAGAGGGAGAGGAACAGAGGACAGGAGCGAGAGAGUAAGACAAAGGAAGGCUGGGACGGAAGGAAAAACGGAGCGAAUAGAAGCACAGCCGGCUCCGGGAGAGGCUAACGACACGGAGUGAAGACAAGAGAGAGGAGGAGGACCAGGAGGGUGGAUCAGGAAGCAGGCUGGUGGCUCUCUCUUGUAGGCAGCGGAGCACAGUGAAGGCAUUAUGGGAAAUGCACCAUCCCAAGCCAUCACUGCUAGAAAGAGAGAGAGAGAGAGAGAGCACACGGCAGCGCGACCAGAAUACAAAGCAGGCCGAGAUGAUGUGGAAGCCAGUGUUGGGGCCUGCUUUCCGAGGCAAGACCCGGAGCGUGGCGGAGGUCACAUGAUCUCCACCGAUGACCUGGAGUACCCGCGUGAAUAUCGCACGCUGGGAAACAGUGCGCGGCGCUUCUCCAAUGUGGGGCUGGUCCACACCUCUGAGCACCGGCACACGGUCAUCGCCGCCCAGAGCCUGGAGGCCCUCACCAACCUGCACAAGGCCGACAUGGAACGCAAGCGGGAUGCCUUCAUGGACCACCUGAAGAACAAGUACCCUCCCCAGCACUCCCUACCACCCUCUCCAUCCCCCUCGCAUGGCAGCAUGAGGGGCUCCGCAGAGAGAAGUGCACGUGAACAGCAACAGCCAAACUACUGGAGCUUUAAGAGCCGUAGUCCACGUCACUCCCAGUCCACUCAGUCAGGUUUGGCAGACCAGGCGUCUAAACUGUCCUUCGCAUCUGCUGAGUCUCUGGAGACCAUGUCUGAGGCUGACAUGCCGCUGGGCUUCAACCGCAUGAACCGUUUCCGUCAGAGCCUCCCACUCUCCCGCUCUGCAAGCCAGAAUAAACUACGCUCUCCAGGUGUCCUUUUCCUGCAGUUUGGCGAUGAGACCAGACGUGUUCAUAUCACUCACGAGCUCAAUAGUUUGGAGACCUUACACGCACUUAUCGUGCACAUGUUCCCUCAGAAGCUGACAGCGGGAAUGCUGAAGUCCCCAAACACGGCCAUCUUGAUCAAAGACGAAGCGAGGAACGUCUUCUACGAGCUGGAGGAUGUGAGGGACAUACAGGACCGCAGUAUCAUUAAAAUCUAUCGCAAAGAGCCCAUCUAUGCCUCCUAUCCUGCAGCACAUCUGGCCAACGGAGACCUCAGGAGAGAGAUGGUUUACUCAUCCCGGGACUCGUCACCUACCCAUCGCCUCAACACUCUCCCUUCCUCCACUGUCUCACCCUCCUCCAGCUCUCCUUCUCGAUCUCGUCUCUCCUACAGCGGAGGUCGGCCCCCCUCUUUCACUGGUCCAGGUCACCCUCACCCACAGGGUCCCCAGCAUCCAUCCCACUCCCACCACCCUUCGCCCUCUCACGGACAGGCUCAAGGCCUAAACCCCUCUUCCUCUUCCAUCCUGGAGCGGCGUGAUGUCAAACCCGACGAGGAGAUGUCUGGUAAAGGCAUGGUCCUCCUAAAGAAUGAAGGUCUUUAUGCUGAUCCGUACAGCUUGGUGCACGAGGGUCGGCUUAGUAUCGCUUCUACUCAGUCCCUGGCCACCAUUGCCGACCCCUUCGGCUUCCCGGUGUCAGGAGGUCUGUACCGCAGAGGGUCAGUGCGGUCUCUCAGUACAUACUCUGCUGCGGCGCUUCAAAGCGACCUGGAGGACAGCCUGUAUAAGCCUGGAGGUUCUCUAUACUCCGAUACCUACAGCAGCUCCACGCUCGGCAUGGGCUUUCGUCUGCCGCCCUCCUCCCCGCAGAAGAUUCCCGACGUGCAGCUGCGUGACAGGGAAUCGUUCACUGCGUCUCCCAGCCGAGGGUCGCCUGUGAGAACCACCUUCCGCAAAGACUCAGUUUCCUCUUCGGUGUUUGUGGAGAGUCCGAAGUCCAGACCCAGCUCCAGUUCUGAACCCCUAGGAGAUGGGAGUAAGGGACCUGGAUUUGGGUCAUCAUUAUCUGGGGGCGAGACGGACACACGCAGGGAUCGUAUGGAGGCAAUGGAGAAGCAGAUAGCCAGUCUGACUGGACUGGUUCAGAGCGUCCUUACACGAGCACCAGACAGUGACAGCACAUGCGGCCUGCUGCGUCUCUGCAUGAUGGCGGGCUGCCCUCCGGACCAAGGGGCGGACUUUUCACGGCCCUUCCCUUUCUCUUCCAGCGAGAAGACCGAAUCCACCAGCGACGGCUCCGCCACAGGAACUGGCCGGCUGAAGAAGAAAGCGCUGACUCCAUCUGCCCCGCUGGCACUGAUGCCUCCGCCUUCAUCUGGAGGCUCUCAGGCCUCCACCGUCUCCAGGCUACAGAUGCAGCUUCACCUGCACGACCUACAACAGAAUGCCACCGAUCUGCGCAAGCAGCUCGCACAGCUCCGUAAAAUGCAGUUGCAGAACCAGGACUCCAUACGCAGUCUACUGAAGAGGACCGAGACAGAGCUGAGUCUGCGUCUAUCAGAUGCGCUGAGGAAACAGGAAGACCCUCUCCAGAGACAGCGCCUCCUAGUGGAAGAGGAGAGACUCAAAUACCUGAACGAGGAGGAACUCAUCAUACAGCAACUGCAUGAUCUGGAAAAGUCAGUGGAGGAGAUCCAGAAGGAAAUGUCUGUCAAUCACCGACAUGUGACAGUGCAGGAGCUGGAGGAGAAAAGCUCGCUGCUGAGGAAACUGGGAGAGACUCUCACCGAGCUGAAGAAUCAGUUCCCGGGGCUCCAGAGUAAAAUGCGAGUGGUGUUGCGAGUGGAAGUGGAAGCUGUGAAAUUCCUGAAAGAGGAGCCACACAGACUGGACGCUCUGCUUAAACGCUGCAGAUCCAUCACAGACACUCUCUCCACUCUGAGGAGGCAGGUGAAUGAAGGAGUGUGGAAGACCCAGGAAGAGUAUUCCAGCCCCUCUCCUAAACUCGGAGGAGGGGACGAGUACAGGAAGAACACAGACUUUGAUAUUCCAACCAGUCCACCGCUAAACCUCAAUGAGACCAGCCUGGCUAACUGGAGCCCUCACUCUGGUCAAGGCCACAGCCACUCGAACCCUUCUAGUGCACAGCGUGAGAAGGAUGCUCAUGGGAUGGUGGGCUCGUUGAAGGGACGGGAGCUGGGCGAGCUAGGAGGUCGAGGAGGGUCUGAGAAGGCCUCAUCUGUGGAAGUGAGACUGGCAGCAGAGCGGGACUGGGAAGAGAAGAGAGCCAGUCUAACACAGUACAGCGCUCAGGACAUUAAUCGACUGUUGGAGGAGACUCAGGCUGAGCUCAUGAAGGCCAUUCCUGACUUGGACUUUGCUGCCAAGCAGAUCAAACCUGCUCAGAACCAGAUUCAAAACCAAAACCAGAGCCAGAGCCAGAGUCCAUCUAGCACCAAUGCCACACCUGAACACAAGCCUAAUAAGCCUCAGAAUAAAAUUUCCAGUAAAGACAGCGGAUCCAGACGAGGCUCGGAUGAACUGACGGUGGCGAGGUAUCGAACGGAGAAGCCCUCAAAAUCCCCCCCUCCUCCACCUCCCCGCCGGAGUUUCCCCUCCUCCCCUGGGCUUACUACACGCAGCGGAGAGAUAAUCAUUCCUGGAAAGAGUAUAAAGAAAUCAGAAUCAGAGGAGACUGAUUCUCAGAAGCCACACGUUAAGCUGAGGAGGAGUAUAUCUGAAGUCCCCCGACCGGCCUCCACCCCUCCGACCAUCGCUGGUGGAGAGCGAGAGGAGGGCAACGAGGAGAAGUUAGCAGCUGAGCUAGAGCAACAGUUGAUUGCAUCUAAGGGUGGUGAUGACCACUCCAGUGAUUUUACAGAGAAAUCUCUGAUGCAGCACGAGAUGUCCUCCACUCCAGUUCCCCAGAUAGUCUUAACUGAGUGUAACUCUCUCCCCAUGUCCCCCUCUGAGGACUCAGCAGAGACCCAGCGGUCUGACAGCACGCAGACAAUCAAAGACAAUAACACUGGAAAUGACAUCAGAGUAAGUUACUUCAGCCACAUUGUGAGGACUCCCCGUCUGCCGCUAUGGAAACAAGACUUGUCAGCCAGCCAAAAAGUCCCUCGAUUACAAGACUUGGAUGCAGCCCAGAGGGAGCUCCAGAGUCCCGUCCAGGAUGUGACCCAGUCGUGUCCGCCCUUAACAAGCGAGAGAGCAAUUAAACAGCCCCUGAGGAGGGAGCCAAGGGUUCAGGAGUCUCUCGAGGCAGCGACAGAAAAGAAAGAAGAGCGAAUGAGAAAGUCGGACACUACAUUGUCUGUCUCACCACAAAACGGGCCCGUAGAGACAUCUCAAGUGGGUUUGAUCCGCACUCAAGGCGUUGGAGGGGAAAAGGAAGACAUAUGCCACAGCACAUACCGUCGUCUGGACAGUCUGGAGGAAACCAUCCGUGAGCUAGAGCUCAGCCUGAUGGAGUUCAGCACUGAUCCUCACACAGGGAACAUCUUCCCAGCGUCCGUCCAGAUGCAGAGUUCCUCCACCAAGAGAUCCACCAGCACUCAACAUACAGCAGACGGAGGAGACACAAACAAACCCGCUGUCCCACCAAAACCAUCCUGCAUCAGCACAUCCACAGCCAAGACUGGCGGUGGAAAGGCGUUGUCUCGUCUUAAGCACCUGCAGCAGAGCGGAUCAGAAAAGAGCAAAACAAGCAAACAGAGAGAGGACUUCCUUAAGAACCAGGGUCAACAGCAGGCUCUGAGUCUGAACAUCAGCAGAGCCAGAGCAACUGAGUCGCUCCUCGCAAGCACCAGAGCCGCAAGCUUCUCUGGCCACCUGCCCUCCAGAUUGCGAAAGUACCCCCAGGAGGGGGCACUGUCCUCCUUGAUGGCCUCCUCCAACCAGGCCAAAGCGCUCCUGGCUAGCCUUUCCACAUCCAGCCUCUCGACUGAGGCACUCCUCCUGUCAUCCACCUUACGACACCACCGGUUUCACAGAGAGCAGACCUUCAACUCCUCAAGCCUUCCUCUUCCCAUCUCCAACGGCCGCUCCCUUCCCUCUCCGACUUCACCUACUUCCUCUUCCUCGCCCUCAUCUCCCUCCGCUCUCACCUCACUGAGUCUGUCCUCGCUGGCCCUGAAACCCUCCGCCACCAGCAGCUUGGAGCGGAACAAGACUGAACCCAAGACAACUCCAGGCGAUAGUGAUUAAGGAGGAUGUGGCUGGAAAUGAUCCAUAUAUAGGAUGUGGACAGCGCAAGUAGAUGAAUUGAAAUGUGACUGACCUAAAAGAAAGGAUUUUUUGGAGGCCUGGUUUCUAAAGUGUUUUGUUUCCCUUACUAUCCCUACCAAGACGCCUUGCGGAGAACAGUGACAUAGGGCAUGGAGGCGGAUGACUUACCGCUUUGCAUCCUAGGUUCACUUUUCUUCAGUUUGUGAACAGAUCCAAACUGUUAACCCUACCUACUCUGUGUUUCUGCCAGUUCCCCAAACUAGAGAACCAACAGAUGGGCUUGGACACUCACCACCAGCCUGUUUCCAGCUCCACUGCAGAGCCAGCAUCACACCACCCACGGGAGGCCUGGGGAAGGACUCUUUACCCAAACCCUCAUUCAUUUGCCAAAUCUCACAUGUUGGAGGUCUAGCUGAGUUCGGUAGAUGUCCAUCAAGUGUAAAAUCAAGACUGUAAGACUAUGUAAAACCAAGUAGAGUUGCAAUAAUCGAAAGUGAGUACUGUAGUAGUCGGUGUUUGUUGAGAUGUUUUAUUGCUCACAUCUAUAUCAGUGAAAGGAAUGUAAAAAAAUAACAGCAAAACCUUAAUGUUAAGGCAGCAUCGCUCCUUCUAAUGUAGAUUUUGGCUAUCAGUCGUACUACUAAAGGAAAAUAACUGAAAUUGGUGCUAUGAUUAACAUUUUAAUGAUUAUACACUCCCUUAAAGGGAUAGUUCAUCUAAAAAUGAAUGUUCUGUCAUGAUCAACUCAUUCUUGUAUUGUUGCAAAUGUCUUGGUUUAUUGUCUAUACAAUGGAAGUCACUGGGUUCUUACAUUGCUUCGGACUCCACUGACUUUAAUUGUGUGGACAAAAACAUUCUUCCAAGUGUCUUCUUUUGUGUUCUACAGAAGAAAGCAAUUCAUGCAGAAUUUUAAUUUUCAGAAGAACUUUCCCUUUGAUACACAUACACUACCUAAGAGUCUAUUUUUGUUCUCAUUUGCUCUCAAAUAGGUCUUCAUACAGCCAUUUUACAUGUUUGCUGUAACUUAGCACAAGUUGUCAUGGCAACAGGGGAACUGUGGGAAAGUGGAGGGCUGCCUGCUUUUUGAAUCACUUAUUAUGGGAUGGUGUUGUUAGGCUAUUGUUUUCUCAAGUUCUUAAGAGUCACAGUUUUCAUACAUAAGGAUAUAGGAUACUCCCCUGUUCUUGUCAUUAAAGAAGCACAAGAAGCUAGAGAAAGUACAGUGAUCUGACAAUCAUCAAACAUUCGGCACAAGCUGUCUUAACCUUUGGGCCUCCCAGAUUGUGAAACCAAAUUCCAAUUUAAAAUGAACAAACAGAUGGUUAGGUUCACCAUGUAGGGGUUGCACAAGCAAGAAGACUCAGCGUAAUUCCACAGCACGUAUGCCGGUGGACGUGAUCCAUCGAGUAGAAGACAUCUGUGCGGCUGAGCAUUCCAACUCAUCCUUUUUCCUAACGAGCCAGUCAAACCCUCUGCUUACUUUUCUAUCAAACCACAGACACUUAGAUUCACUAUCAUUUUUAGAAGGUAAUGUAAUGUAUGCCAGUUUAUGAUUACCUAGAAUGGUGAUACAAAUAUGAAUAUCACAUCCAUUCUUUGGUUUCAUUGCUCUCCACAGUCAUAAUACUAAAACGCAAGAGCAUGCUUUUUUUGGUUAUUGAGGCUCUGGUUCUGCCCACCCAUCUUCUUUUCUCAUUCCAGUCCUCAUGACAUUCUCACACACACUUACAGAUAAAGAUUUAUUUUUUCUUCUCAGAGUAUUCAUAUGUUGUGAAUUUGUCAAUGCCAAAACCUACAGGUUUCCUCGUGAGCCCAGAGAAUUUAAAUGUGUAAAGGUGAGUGAGAGUGGAACAGAAUGAAAUGAAUAGAGCAAGAGGGGAGAUUUUUCCAGCUUUCUGAUGAAACGAAUGUGUGAAAUUGAUUGCUUGUGGUGCGGGGUUUAAAAUAAUGGCUUAAGCACUAGGUCGACGUCGAGAGUAAAUGGCCAGAGGAGAGAUUAGUGGUGUUACUCCGUGUCUCGCAGCCAAAUCGGCCUGUAAUUCAUGUCCGAAAUGUAUAAUAAUUCAUGUGGGAGGUGCUGCAAGAGGCAAAAAGGUCAAGCUUAGGCUGUUACAUGCAUGGAAAUGCCUUAAUUUAAAGUCAUGUUGUUUGAAUUUAACAUCUGUGAAUAAAAGAAAGAACAAAGCUUUAUUCGUAAUUCAUGCCUGGAUCAGCUAGUUACACAAAAAGUUGAGCAGUGGCUUGCAAAUUCCUUAAUAUUACUUUUGUUAAAAUAAUUAAAACUUGAUUCAUACUCCAGAUUCUUUACACUCUAGAUUUGUCUGGAAAGUUCACAGCAAGCGUCAAAUUCACAGCUCGGUCUAUUUUAGGACCCAGACCGAACUAUUAUUACAAACUAGCAAAUGAGACAAAUUUAGCAAUUGGUGCUGCAGGGGCACACUCAAACAUUCAAAACGUUACCCUUGCAGCUACAGUUUCACAGAAACGAGAAGCGGGUUUCGUGCUUGAAUGGAGAUGGUAAGAAUCUACAGCACUUCCUGUCAGGAAGUACACUUCAUCCUCUUAGCUAAGCCAUGGGUAGAAAUUUGUGAGCUAAGAAAAGACUUUCUUGACCCCAACAGAGACCGCGAUGGAUAAAUGUAGGAAGGUGGUGAAAUCUCCCUUUUUGAAGUAGAAUCUUUCUCUCUCAAAACAUGGCAAGAUAACAGCUCAGACAUGAUAUUUAAAUACAUCUUUAAAGUUAGUCAUUUAUUUUUCUCUCAACAUGGUUGGUAAAAAAAAAAAGAAAAAAAAAGUAUGAUGCGAGAUUUGCGUUUGUAUAUUUUUUCUUUGUUGAUUUUAUAUUAACUGAGAUUUAUUUGUACAUAUUUUUGUUUUUGUAAUCCUGAGGAAAUAUAUAGCACACUGGAAAAUGAUCUAUUCAUAAGAGAAGUGUUUUGUAUAUUGAGUUGAAAAUAUUACUCUGUACAGCCCAGUUCAUGUAUAAAGUAUAGCUGCAUCUAACCACAGGUUGAUAUUUUGUUAAUUUUCUGAGUUGUUUUAAGUGUUGGGUGAAUCUGAAAAAGCCUUUAUCCAGCCAGCCAGCCAUUCAAAAGAAUUUAAUUAAUGUGAUACGAGUGAAAUCGGGUUCAUUGCUGAUACUUAUGAAGCUCUAAUCUGUAUUGUGACCUGAGAAUGUCAUUUGCUAACUCUUAAUUUGUUUGCUUUGAGUGAAAUUAACAAUGUGGAUCUAAUGGAAAAUGUAAAUGAACUAUUGCAGCCCUCUUCUGCCCUCUAGCAGUAGGGAGUAAGCACUUUUAUUGAAUAACAGCUGUUUAAACUGUCAAUGUACAAAUGCCUUGGUCAAGGAAACAGUUGCACAAGUGUUUCUGCCACAUUAUGCUACUUUUGAGUUGCAGGUUAGAAUUUCCCCCGGAAAGACUGCAGGAAAUAGGAGGAGCUGGAUGCUUCUGCUAGUUAUGUCUGGUUUACCAGGCCAAAAAUAACACAGAUUAAUUUAGAGAAAGCACAUUCUAUGAUGGAACGUCUUGAUGUAGAAUAUUUUACCAGAGCUCUUUAGUCCCUUAAGUGAGAUUUUUUUCUACAUGGUUGUGUGGAUGUUACAAAAUUCUGACAUUAAACUGAUAAUAAUAAACUACUAGAAAAGAGUAAAAGGAAAAAAGUAUGAAAAGACUAUAGCGUGUAAAUAAAACCGUAAUCAUUAGAGUCCUACAAAAUUAUGUCCAGAAAAAAAAAAGUUUUAUUUAAAAGAUGGAGUUAUAAGGUAUAUAAUAAAAGUUAAAAAAAAAAUAUUAAAAACAAUAAUUACAGCAAUGCAUGUACAUUCUAAAAGCAAUCGCACGGUGCCGAUGAUUUAAAAAAACAAAACAAAGUUAUCUACAUGUUUUUCUAAAAAAAAAUCAAGGGAGAGAAUAGUGAGGUCAAGUGCACUGAUUUGAGGUUCACAGCUGUAGAGUCGAAGUAGGAAAAAAUGACUUUUUCUAUGUCUGAUUUCUUUGUGGCUCAGGCAUAUCCAGUCUUACUGUAACCUGUGGUGAUGUGGAAACCAGACUUGAGUGGCAAGCUCUGAGUGUGUUUUACUGAGCAGAUUAAACUCCGCUCUAGUAAUGGUGCGAGCCCUUAGCCCACGCUGUGACCCUCCUAUCUCUAGAGUAGACAGAGAAUCACUCUAUAUACAAAUAAGAUAUAUAAACACCUAUAGAUACAGAAGAAAAAGAAAUUAAUUUGUCAGUGUGGAUGCCAUGAUAACUUUGUGAGAAAUGUGACUUUAUUUAUUUAUUUUUUCCUGUGAGAAAUGAGAGCUGAGACCUUUUGUACAUACUUGCUGUGGUUGUGUGUCUAAUAAAGUACAGCUCUCUUCUAUGACAA
This is a messenger RNA of Cyprinus carpio (common carp), 9820 nucleotides long. Its product is annotated as SRC kinase signaling inhibitor 1-like. Lineage: Eukaryota; Metazoa; Chordata; Actinopteri; Cypriniformes; Cyprinidae. The transcript is spliced from 23 exons. The coding region runs from base 527 to 5431 and encodes 1634 amino acids. The record is from RefSeq and is a predicted model, not a curated record. Gene Ontology annotation, cellular component: postsynaptic density; actin cytoskeleton; cytoplasm. Gene Ontology annotation, biological process: regulation of dendritic spine morphogenesis.